AUGCGCUCGGAUUGGCGGUUCAUGGCUGCCCCCGGGGCAACCGCCCGGGCUGCGCGGAGUGCGCCGCCUCGCGGAGGGCCACAGCUCUGCCGGCCGCACGGAGUUCUGCCGGGAGCGCUGCCUUUGGCGAUCAGCUUGCCGUGGGUCUUCUUCGAGGACGCGAGGCGCAAGCCUCGCCGGGUGCUUUGCCGGGCCAACGGCGAGUGGCAUCCUGGUGGAGAAUUUGCUGGUGACGGGGUGGCCGUGGACACGGAGGACGAAGAUGUCAGCUACAGCGACUUAGGCACCCACAGAGAGAUGAUCGAAGACGGCGUGCGCACGGAAAGCUUCCGCCAGGCGAUUUUCCGGAGCUGCCAGGACAAAGUCGUUCUUGAAGUCGGCUGCGGAACUGGGAUACUCUCCGUAUUUGCAGCUCAAGCAGGCGCACGCCGUGUGGUCGCCGUGGAGCGCGACGUUGAGAUGGCGGGCCUGGCGCGGCAGGUACUGCUGGCCAACGGCGCACCGCAGGUGGCGGUGGUGCCGGGCGCGGUGGAGGAGGUUGCCGCGACCGUGGAUGAGCUUCUGCAAGGCGAGAAGGUGGAUGUGCUCAUCUCGGAGUGGAUGGGCUUCAUGCUGGUUUGCGAGGACAUGUUCCCCAGUGUGGCCUUUGCACGGGAUCGGUGGCUGGCAGAAGGCGGCCAGAUGCUGCCGCAGCGCUGCGAGGUGUUGGUGGCGCCCUUCAAUGAUGACCAGCUGGUGGAGCGCCAGACUGGCUUUUGGGGCACUUCGCCGUUUGGUGUGGAUCUCUCCGCUUUGGCAUUUCACGCCCUGGACCAGCACCUGGCGCGGCCGGUGAUCGCCUCUCCGCAGCGCUUGCUCGGUGGGGCGGACAAGGUGUUCGACCUUGACUGCUGCAGCGCAUCGGACGACGCUUUGGAGCGGCAGUCCUGCGGCUUCCGCUGCCGCGUGAGCGAAGCCGGCCGCUUCCAUGGCCUGGCAGUGUGGUUCAACUGCGAGCUACUCCCGGACCUUGCGUUCACGACUGGCCCGGAGGCAAGGCGUCCGCCCCAGACGCCACGAGGCAUGGUGAUGGAUCUGCAGCUGGAGAAAGGCGACACGGUGGAAGGAGAGCUGCGAUGGCUGGUGCAGGACAAGGACUUGGCUGUGGCAAUGGUGGGUCAGGUGACCAGCGAAGGGACCGAGCGGACCUUUGGCCGGCGCCUGGACAUGAGUGCGGCGACAUUGCUGAGAGAGAAGGAAUCUGCUGACUUCAAGGCCUUGGAGCUGGAGCUGGUGGAGGGGAUCCGCACCACCCAGGCGGCCCAGGCCAAGUUGGAGCAGGACAUCCUGGCAGCUGGUGGCGAGGUAAAGGCGAACGGAGCAGUCCGCGGCCGAGAACUGUCGCGCAAGGCUCUGGCACCUUGCUUUCAGCAGGAUGGCACGGGGCCGCUAGCAGCUCCGGACUUUUUGGAGAAGUUACUGGUCUGGGUUUGGCAGGAACCAUCAAUCAUCUUCACCAGCCUCGCCCACUUUGUCGCCUCGAGAAGUGGUGGGCAAGCGAAUUUCAGUAAGGAGAACGAAGCGUCUCACCUGGAUUGGCUGAACGUGUCAAUGAAGCACCUCUGGCCGGAAAUGAGCGAGGCGGCGACCACCAUUGCGCAUGGCAUAGUCCUGCCCAACUUGAAGCGGAAGCUUAUCGCGAAGGCAAAGGGGAAGAUCACCGAUGUAAAGUUUGCUGCCUUCACCCUGGGCUCCGCCCCGGUGGUGCUGGGCCCCGUGCAGGUGUCACGAAUGCCCAGGGGCUCGGUUCGGAUCCGAAUGCACCUGGACUACCAGUCUGACAUGCACGUGGAGUUCCAGCUUGAGACCUCCUACGGAACAUGGACCUUUGGCUUGAAGGACUUCCGGAUCAUGGGGCAGAUGGUGCUGCGAAUUCGUCCCCACAUCCCCGACUCCCCGGGCGUGGGCGGCGUCUCUAUCUUUUUUGUGGAUCCGCCGAAGGUGGAUUUCUCGUUCUCGGGCAACAUGUCGUUUGGCAAUUUCCCCUUUGUCAAGGAAGUGCUGCGGUUUGCCGUAGACUCGAUGAUCGCAGACAUGUUUGUUCUGCCGAACGUGGCGACGCAGCACAUGAGCCUGACCGACUUGAAGAUGUACCCGUUAGUCUUCUCCAGCCCUGUACCCGUCGGGAUUCUGCGAGUUACCCUUCAGGGUGGCAACUUGGAAAGCAAGGAGAUUGAGUUCUCUCCUGAGGAGCAGUCGCUGCCUUUUCCAGACAUUGAAAUAGGCGGCUUACAAAGUCCUCGAACGUUCGCCCGGAGUUCAUUUGCCAUGUAUCAGUCCUGCUUGCAGCGUCUGGCGCCACUGCCGCUGGCGACCAGCCGCUCGUGUGUGCGGCGAGUGGCGGGGGUGAGGCGGCUGCUGGGAGGCUUCAUCCGCGCGGUGCACCCGGACCUGACCGAGGCCUUUCCAAGCGAGGCCCGGCGCGUGAACCAGUCCUCGCUCUCUGAGCUCAACGCGGCUUGUCUUUUGCCUCGCUCUCACAUUUGGAUUUGCAAAUUUGCGAAUUUGCAAGUGAGCUUGUGGAGCGCGGCGCGGAGAAUUGCGGAACUCUUUGGAUCGCCUCACACUCCGAGCCCAGUGGCCCUUGCCGAGGCUUUUGUGGACCUCCUCGAAGGCGAGGGCCCACGGAAAUUUGAGGAAGGCCCAGAGGCUGUGAGCUGCGAGCUGCCGUUCUUCCGGGCCCUGCGCACACGCCUGGGCCGAGAGGUGCCGAACCGAGUGGUGCCGCUGCAGCUGGUGCUGCCCUCCCUGCCUGCCGCUGCGGAGGAGGAACACAAGGAGCUGGCGGCGGCACAGCUUUUGCGCGGCGCAGAGCUUGCCCUUGAAGAAGGCCUUUUCUCAGAGCGCCCUGAGGUGCCGUCCCUUUUCAGCCAGCCGGGGGCCUCCAGGGCGGCCUUCGACAAGCUCUGGUGGCAGCAGACGCAGGAGGAGUUGGUGCGGGAGGCGAUCCACGGCCCGGACGACGAGAAGGUGAAGCUGCACAUGGCGAAGCGGGUCUUCGCGUGCAAGUACGCCCACCAGCUGAUGAGGCGCUUUCUGCGAAUCAAGAACACCAAGAAACGCAAGCUGCGAAUCGCCCAGCUGGAUGAGUUGGUCCAGUCCAAGGUGGCCGAAAAGUUCCAAGGGACCGAAAGGGCGGCGCCGACGAAGCAUGGGCUUGACGAGCGCGAGGAUCCCGUGCGAGUGCUCCAAGGAGGAUUUCACCCCGACCUCGUUUUCCUAAAGCCUGGCCUGGCGGAAAACCAGCGACGGGAGGCCAUCCGCCGGGUGUGCGGCAUGAACCUUGCGAGCGACGCGGAUUUCUGGCUCUUGGAGAACCUGUGGAAAGCCAUGCGUUCGGUCCCCCCGCCCGUGCCGAUCGUCAUCGCGGAGAGCGAGUAUCGCGCACAUGGAAGCGGCUUCAUCCAGCUGCCUUUCGACUUCACCGUGCCGCGCCUCUGUGAUUUCCUGGAGGAGCACCUUGACGCCGCCCGCGCGGCCUUGGUUUCUCGAAAGGCGAUCAGAGGAGUCGGGGAUGCAUGGGAAGAGGCAGAGGAGUGGGUUGAAAGUAAGGUGGGAGCAGCAAUCGGCAUCACCACAGAGCCCUACAUGAAAUGGAAAGUGGGGCAGCAAGUCUGGAUGCCGGACUUCAAAUCCAAGCAGUCCUACAGCUUUGCCAUCUACGAUCCCGAGCAGCACGUGCACGUCUCCCUUUGGGACCGCGACCUGCUUUCUCAAGAUGACCUGCUGGGGGAGGUUGUGCCGGUGCCAGCCGUCCAGGCCAUCCACAAUUCGGGCCUUGAGGUGCCUUUCACACAUCCAGGCAAUAAGCACCGCCAAAUAGGAGCGUUCAAAGCUCAGAUCGAGUUCCUGGUCGCCGGUGGCGAAGACAGCCAACAUGGCUUUUUGAUGGUCCUCCGUGUACGCGAGAUCGAGCAGGCCGGCUCAGCCAUUAAGGGCAAGCGCUUGGCGGUGCGUGCCAGCUACAAGGGCCAGUCAGAGAUCACCAAGGCCGGCGCCCCGAUGCUGGACAUUACGGAAACAAUUCCAGCGAAGGCCAUGCUCAAGAAGAUCCAGGAGAACAUGGAAGCGGCAGGCGUUGCGGACGAGAAAAUCGGCAAGGUGCUGGACCUCACCUCUCUGCAGAACUCGCGCAUGGCCAUCAACCGGUCCAUUCACUUCGUGGUGAUGCCAGAGGACAGCUUGCUAGAGGAGCUCACGCUGUCUCUGGUUGACUUGGAGGUCCUGGACCAGCUGAAGAAGAAAGAAGCCAAACAGUCCAACAACGAGACGCCGGACUCGCCCAAAGAAAGCGAUGACGCCAAUGGUGUGAUUGCCACCCAGACAAUCUUAAUGUCGGAUCUGAAGAAAAAGCCAGGCCUGGCCAUUCCUGGGCCAUUCCAGUUCGAGAGCGAUUGGGGCACAAUCAAUGUGAAAAUGCAUCUUCACCUGAGUGGCCUGGAGACAACAAGCGCAGAGACACUGGAAGCCAUCCAGGGCACAGCGGAAGGAGUCACAGAAGUUGCGGAGCUCCUUGGGAUGUGA
Messenger RNA from Effrenium voratum, 4563 nucleotides. Lineage: Eukaryota; Dinophyceae; Suessiales; Symbiodiniaceae. The record is from the annotation of a GenBank genome assembly.